AUGGCAGCUCUGCAGGAAAAGAAGACCUGUGGCCAACGGAUGGAGGAGUUUCAGCGCUACUGCUGGAACCCGGACACCGGGCAGAUGCUGGGCCGGACCCUGUCCCGCUGGGUGUGGAUCAGCCUAUACUACGUGGCCUUCUACGUGGUGAUGACUGGGCUCUUUGCCUUGUGCAUCUUCGUGCUCAUGUCUACCAUCGACCCCUACACACCGGACUACCAAGACCAGCUCAAGUCACCAGGGGUAACCUUGAGGCCAGAUGUUUAUGGGGAGAAAGGUCUGGAGAUUUCCUACAAUGUCUCUGAUAACAGGACAUGGGCAGACCUUACACACACUCUCCACGCUUUCCUGGCAGGUUACUCUCCAGCAGCCCAGGAGGACAGUAUCAACUGCACAUCUGAGCACUACUUCUUCCAGGAGGGCUUUGCGGCCCCCAACCACACCAAGUUCUCCUGCAAGUUCACAGCAGACAUGCUGCAGAACUGCUCAGGCCUAGUGGACCCUCACUUCGGCUUUGAAGAAGGAAAGCCAUGCUUUAUUAUUAAGAUGAACAGGAUUGUCAAGUUCCUUCCCAGCAAUGGGUCGGCCCCCAGAGUGGACUGCGCCUUCCUGGACACACACUUGCAGGACGCCCGGCCAUUGCAGGUGGAGUACUUCCCACACAACGGCACCUUCAGCCUGCACUACUUCCCCUACUACGGCAGAAAGGCGCAGCCCCACUACACCAACCCUCUGGUCGCUGUGAAACUUCUCAACAUCCCCCCAAACAUGGAGGUCACCAUCGUCUGCAAGAUUAUUGCAGAGCACGUGACCUUCGACAACCCCCACGAUCCGUAUGAAGGGAAAGUAGAAUUCAAGCUAAAGAUUCAGAAGUGAGACUGUGAGGCCCAGCAGUGUGUGUGCAGGCCCAGGCCCCUCCAGCCAGUGUCUCGCCGAGUCAUCUCGAAGAUGUCCUGAACCGACAAGACUGUGCUCAGACUGCGACUCCAGGAAGCCCCGGGUGCCAAGAACUCACACCAGCUCCUCCUCGUCAAACCCUCACUGUGUCGGACAGAAUUUGUAACUAUGACAAAAUGCUGUGGGGACCCUGAGGCAGGAACUACCUGAUUAACAAGGCCACAGAACAAUUCCUCUUCUACGCAGACAGCACUUUCUGCUGUCCACGGCAGUGACACGCAGUGCUGACAGUGCAUGUGACGAAUUCUUGCUUCUGAAUAUGUAACUCCUAAGUUGUAAAA
This is a messenger RNA of Nycticebus coucang (slow loris), 1238 nucleotides long. RefSeq names its product ATPase H+/K+ transporting subunit beta (gene ATP4B). Gene Ontology annotation, molecular function: ATPase activator activity. NCBI's taxonomy places the organism in Eukaryota, Metazoa, Chordata, Mammalia, Primates, Lorisidae. The record is from RefSeq and is a predicted model, not a curated record. Bases 1 to 876 code for a protein of 291 amino acids. Gene Ontology annotation, biological process: intracellular potassium ion homeostasis; potassium ion import across plasma membrane; sodium ion export across plasma membrane. The transcript is spliced from 7 exons. Gene Ontology annotation, cellular component: sodium:potassium-exchanging ATPase complex.